UAAUCAUGACUGACAGAACCUCUAUAUAAAAGGAGCACCAAAUCCACCUCGGCAUUAGGUUGCCCGGCAUAAUAAGCAUUAUCGCUAAAGGAACAUUUCAACCGGUUUUUGUGCUGAAGUAUAACACUAUCAUUACACCAUCAAUACAUAGAGACGACUGAACAACAUCAGACCGCAGUAACGAGUAACGCUUUUUUUUCGUUCCGAAGCUAAUUUCCCGGACAGCGUUUAGUAGUGUUCUAGCCGGUACGGGCCAAAAGCCGACCAGCGAUUAUAGACAAUGAGGAACACGCGUAAAUUCACGGAGCGCUGGAUCAAGGUUGCGAAUAUCAGCAAAGAUCAGGAGCGCAUCUCGCUGGAGGAUAGGGGGUCAUCCGCAGGGUCUGUCCGCUCAACGAAGACCAUGAAGACAGUGGUGAGUGAAGGCGGCCGAAAUGGACGCGACAUGGGUAGCAGCAUGGGUUGGAACAGCCCUGGGGGAUCCUCGGGUAUCGCGGAAAUGGCCAAGUUUUCUUUGGAUGAUUUCAUCGAUGCGGUACGAGAGAACUCGGCUUGCCUCCAUGAGACCGAUAGCAAGGGAGGCACAGUGCUGCACUACGCGGCUUACACGGGCCGUAAAGAUCUGAUCGAACACGCCAUUAACUGCGGUGGAGACGUGAAUGCUCGAGACAUUAUGGGGGAUACUCCACUACAUUAUGCUGUGAGAGGCAAUUCCCAAGAUACAGCCAACAGUCUCAUAUAUGCUGGGGCAGACCUGACUGUGCUCAACGACGCUAAAAUGGCUCCACUUCACCUGGUCUGUGACCUGGAUAUGCCGGAUAUGAUUGAGGCCUUGUGUCAACACGAUGGUGUGGAUGUCAACAUACCAGGGGAAUACGGGCAAACACCACUGCAUUACUGCGCUAUCAAAAACACUUUCGAAACAGCCAAGAAACUGAUGUUUUACAAACCACGUUAUUGUCAUCGUGACGAUAACGGCGUGUAUGUUAUCCACUGUGCUGCAACUCAUGCAUCGAGGGAUGUGUUGAAUAUGCUCCUGGAAAAAGCUGAAGAGGCGGGGUACCCAAGGGACUACGUGCUACGACAGAAGGAUAAGGAAAACAACACGGCACUUCACUCGGCUGUCAAUAGCGGCAGCGAAGAAGCUGUACGUGUCUGCAUUGAAUUCGGGUCGCCCCUCGACGUGCUUCAGGAGGAUGAUUCCACUCCUCUGCAUCUUGCGGCAUCUCAAGGCUCUCUUCCCAUCGUUAAGCUGCUUCUUAGUCCACCAGGAAGCGAGAAAACGCUGACCAUGUGUGAUGUCGAGAUGAUGACGCCACUACAUAGGGCGGCUAUGUUUGAUCACGUUGAUGUCGUUGACUUCUUGAUAGCGCAGGGUGCUGACAUGGACGUUGUUGACAAGCAUGGUUGCAGCCCGUUACUCCGCGCAGUGUCUCGGGGAAGUUUCCGCUCAGUUUCGCUUCUUAAUGAGCACGGGGCGGACUGUAGUCUGCGUGAUUGCCAAAACAGGAACGUCCUUCAUCUGGCUGUCUUAAGCGGCAAAAAUAUCACGACGUACGGACUGACGUGUACGAAGUCAAAUAUGCAAGUUCUCUUGAACGAUAUGGACAAUCGUGGCUGUACGCCUAUCCACUACGCAACGCGGGACGGUAACAUUAAAUCCCUGCAGCGUCUGAUCGAACUCGGAGCUACGGUUAAUCUCAAAGACUGCCAAAAACAGUCACCACUACACUUCGCCGCCAAGUAUGGUCGAUUCAAUUCCUGCAAGCGCCUGUUGGAUAGUUCCAUCGGGCCCAACAUCAUCAAUGACAUUGAUGGAAAAGGAAUGACUGCCCUGCAUAUCGCUGCACUCAAUGGCCACGCUAAAGUUAUCCAGCUGCUGCUACUCCGAGGGGCGUUGCUACACAGGGAUUACGAAGGACGAACGCCACUUCACCUGGCAGCUAUGGCUGGUUAUCUAGAUUGUAUGAAGACUCUGCUCACUACGCAUAGUUACCUACUUGAUCAAGCCGAUGACAAUCGAGAUACUGCUCUACUCCUGGCUGCAAAGGAGGGUAAGCCGGCUUCGGUGGAUUUCCUGCUAACAGCCCAUGCAUCUCUGCUAAGCAACGGUGACAAACACGGCUUAAUGGCGGCUACUCUGGCAGCUAACAAAGUGGAAGUGGCUCAGAAAAUCGUGGCUCACGAUAGGUGGCAGGACGUUUUUGAUUCAUUCUUCACCGAGGCUGGGGACGAGGGUGCUCGAAACCUUAUUAGUAAAAUGCCGGAAGUGUACCAAAGCGUCCUAGACCGUUGUGUAACGAGAUCAGUCCAGCCUUCAGUCAGCUCCGACUUCUGGGUGAAGUAUGACUUCAAUUACUUGCAGCCAAGUCUGGAAGAACGGAUCGAGAAAAGGAAUCAGGGUUCGCCCUUCCCACCUCUGCACACGCUCAACCUCAUGGUUGAGAAUAAUCACAUGGAUCUUUUGUCGCACCCCAUCUGUGUGGAGUACCUCAACAUGAAAUGGCGAUCUUACGGCUGUGGGAUCCACGUUGUUGCCAUGAUACUUCACAUUUUCUUCGUUGUUUGCAUGACGACCGUCAUCGUCAACUCUUCAGAUUACUACAACAAGCACACCAACAAAAACGCUUCAGCCACGAACCUUUCCGAAGCCAACUCCACCACCGCUCCAAAUGGAACGGAUUCAGUCCCACAAAAGGAAUGGCAGUUGUCUACAUGGCUGCUUACCGUCAUAUGGACCAUUGCUAUAUACUCUGUUGCGAACAUCUUGAAGGAGAUUGGACAGAUAUAUCAACAGCCUGGCAAGUAUUUCAGGGACUACAUCAAUCUGUUGGAGUGGACCCUUUACGUGUGCACGUUAGUCUUCAUUUUGCCCUUCAUGCUUGGCUUUCAUCAAUGCGAAGAGAAUGCAAUUUGCGAUGCCCAGUGGCAGUGUGGUGCUGUGGCAGCGUUCCUAUCUUGGUUCCUCUUCCUUAUGUAUCAGCAAAGGAUCAAUGCGGUUGGCAUCUACGUGGUGAUGUUCCAGGUGAUUUUGAAGACGCUGGUUCGCGUGCUGAUAAUCUUCAUUACCCUCAUCGUUGCAUUCAGUAUGUCUUUGUUCAUGCUCAUGAAGGACGAGCAAAACAACGCUUUCCAGUCGAUCCCGAUUGCCAUUUUCCGCGUCUACACCAUGAUGAUGGCAGAGAUUGAUUUCAUCAACUCUUUCGUUGCGCCCUCCACUGAUGAUGAGAUAGGAACCAUGCCCUUCAUGCACCUGUCAUUUUCGUUCCUGGCGUUGCUCAUCUUGUUCCUGCCCAUCAUUCUCAUGAAUCUUUUGAUCGGUCUGGCCGUCGGCGAUAUCGCUAAGGUUCAACAAGACGCUAAACUCCAGCGACUGGCCAUGCAGGUGGAGAUGUACACGGAGAUGGAACAGAAGAUUCCCGCCAAAAUCUUGGAAUGGGUCGACAUGGAUUACGUCAUCAUCUUUCCCAAUAAGAAGUCUUGCCAACGGGAACGCUAUUCUCAUAAGAAAGGAGCCUCGGGAAACAAACUAUGGAGAAAAAUUAAAAAGUCGAUGUACGGGGAAAGCAACCUAGAGAAGGUGGAGGCAAACAUGAAAAGCUGCCAGCUCUUCACAGGCUCUCGGGAAGGCCGGGAGUGUAGCUCAGAGAUGAACAUCUUCAAGAAAAAGUUGAAAUCACUCUCAAGCCAGAUGGAUAAGCAACACGACCUCUUGCGUCUCAUUGUGCAGAAGAUGGAGAUAAGUACUGAGGCAGAUGAUCAGGACGAGGGAAUAUCGCCCCCUGCGGAUUGUGGACGCCUCAGAGUGGACUUCGGUCAAGUGGUGACAGCUGCUGCCAUGAUGCGAGGAGGGGCCAAAGAACGUCUCAAGUUAUACCAGCCCCAAGCUGAUCGGUCGCCAGGCAACAAACCUCCUGAACCAUCUGUGUGAGCCAAGAAACCACGUGCCCAAUUCGCCUCCGUGAAUAACAGUUGGUAAAACGCGGGAAUUUCCCCCCAAUGCGGAUAUUAUUGUGCAAUAUUCUGGAUCAUGCACGACUGUCUUUAAUAUUAUACACAAAGGUAAACCUUACAAAGUUUUCAUGAUCUAAAUGUAAAUAAGAGUUCUAUAUCUUGUAGUAAACCAGAAACAUUUACUGAGUCUGAACAAUUAUAACAAUCAUUUUAUAUACCUUUAUUCUUGUAUUAAUGUGGAUAACAAAAUAGUCAUCGUUAUUACGAACUGACACGCACGCGCUGUGUGCGCACUUCGUGAAGUUGCGCGAACGAUUUUUUUUCUUUCUAUGCGUACGAUUAUUUUAGUUUUCACGAACUGACACGCCAGCACUGCAAUGUGGCGGAAACUCAAUUGACACGAUUAUACUCUAUCCUCGUUUUUGUGGGGUUACAGAAUCAUUUAACGUCAAAACCUGUGAACUGAUGAAUCGCAAUCUCGACUUUAACAUAUGCUUACUUAAUUCUUAGCUAAUUGUAAUUAACUAUUUUUUAAAUUCAAUAACUAACUUUUAGCUAGUUAUUUUAGUUUAGGCAGGCACUGCGUACACCACCAUCUUUUCCUCCAAAAUAUUUGGCUAAAGUGGUCAGAAAUAGCCUCAGAUCGCACCACAGAGCAUCUAUAGAAUCCAAAAAAAUCCCGGGUUCUUAAGCGGGCCCCGUACUCCGCGCCAACAUUUUUGGGGCCCACUUUUUGAGGCAUUAAUCGUUUGAUAGAAGUAAGCAGAUUUCAGACAAAAUGUUUAAAAUAAUUAAGUCCAGCUUUACUUGCAAUUAGGGCCGAUGUUUGAAAACGGCAAUCCAACGAUAUAGUCACUGUAGUCUCCAGCCUUGUGGGAGCUCGUCUGUAUUCCAGUUUGUGCAGCAUUCAAAUUAAAGGGAGAUUUCGGCCUGGAAUGCGCCAAAUUGGGCUACAAAAUGCAUUUUAAACGAAAUGAAAUGAAAUUGAAAGAGUAUUUAAAAGUAGAACAUAAAGGUCACACAACCGUCCUUUAAAAACUGGGCGUUUUGUGUUAUUCUUGCGAGAGUCAUGCAAGAACGAAUGUGGGGGGUCACAAUUUUGUCCCCGAAAAAUCGAGCUGUUUAGUGCUAGUUGUGAAUCCUGCCGCACAGUUUAAGAAACAACAUCCGUGCAUUUGUAAUGUGUGUAUUAUGUACCACACUCACAAAGUGUACGCUGCAGUGAAUAAACACGACUUGAAAUGAGUAUGCCACAUAAUGUCCGUCGCGUCCGAUGUAAAAAAAACCGGUGUUUUUCGUCUUUUCUCGGGAACUGUUAGACAUUAGGUUUGUUUUCUUUCAACUAGCCGUUUGAAAUAGUAUAAGUAAACAAUCCAAAACAUGAAAUUCUCGGAGGUUUCAGGCCUUCAUGCCCCUUUAAUUGAAUCCGAGCAAAACAGCGCCCUCAAAGGUCAAAAUGCAAAACGUUACUAUUAGGGGCCAUUGUUGCACACUUUUAGCGUAGUCUUGGGACUGAGAAUGGAUUAAGACCAAUUUAAGCGUCAUUCGAGGAACAGUUACAUUGUUAUUUUUUUUUCAAUUGCCGAAUCGCUUCAAUAUUAAAAAGGAGAUUUUUAAUACAGUAUAUUUUAUGACGGGGACAGGUAUUUUUUUUUUUUUUUUAAUCUUCGGAUCAAUUUUGUACAACCAUCAUCAAAGCUUGCAUAAGGGCAUUAGGCCUAUAAGUGCCGACUUGUUGAUUUUGUAAAAACUAAUGAUUAAUUCAUAAGUGUGAGUAUGGACAGUAUAAGUAAAAAUCAUGUGUAUGUCUACAUUCUUUUUAUUACCAUUAAACGAUUGGGGUAGAUAGUGUUUUGCCAGGCAUAUAUAGCGAAUGAAUGAUGAAUGUUUAGUUUGAAAUUAACAUAUGAAAAUCAUUGAGAAUCAUGACGAGAAUUCUUUGUAAACCCGUUUGUAGUAAAUCCAUUUUCAUAUUGGUUAUAAGAAUGCCCAAGAAGUGUAUAUAUAUCUCAGUUCAUCCGCAUGUCUAAUUUUACUGAUUUUUUUUGGGUCGCUUUCAAUACUUUUAACUUAGACUCGAUAUCCAUGCAUUAGAUUCAUAUGUAUCUAAACGAAACACAGUUAUUUAUGUCAGAUAUAUAAUCCUGGUAUCAAAAAUGUAGUGAUUAGAAAAGAAUAAAA
Messenger RNA from Patiria miniata (bat star), 6135 nucleotides. Its product is annotated as transient receptor potential cation channel subfamily A member 1-like. Gene Ontology annotation, molecular function: protein binding; monoatomic ion channel activity. Gene Ontology annotation, biological process: monoatomic ion transport; transmembrane transport. The record is from RefSeq and is a predicted model, not a curated record. Gene Ontology annotation, cellular component: membrane. NCBI's taxonomy places the organism in Eukaryota, Metazoa, Echinodermata, Asteroidea, Valvatida, Asterinidae. Bases 281 to 3931 code for a protein of 1216 amino acids. The transcript is spliced from 26 exons.